Boeremia exigua is the source of this 798-nucleotide messenger RNA. RefSeq names its product F-actin-capping protein subunit beta. Gene Ontology annotation, molecular function: actin filament binding. Gene Ontology annotation, cellular component: actin cortical patch; F-actin capping protein complex; cytoplasm. NCBI's taxonomy places the organism in Eukaryota, Fungi, Ascomycota, Dothideomycetes, Pleosporales, Didymellaceae. The record is from RefSeq and is a predicted model, not a curated record. Gene Ontology annotation, biological process: barbed-end actin filament capping; actin cytoskeleton organization; cell morphogenesis. The transcript has 4 exons. Bases 1 to 798 code for a protein of 265 amino acids.
AUGGCUGACCCCAUAGACAGCGCCCUCGACCUCCUCAGGCGCCUCAACCCUAAGGAUGUCAAGAAGAACGUCGACCACAUUAUCAGCCUGAACCCCGCGCUCGAAGAAGAUCUCCUCGAAUCCGUCGAUAUCCCGCUCACCGCGAAGAAGUGCUCGAAGACGAAGCGCGAUUUCCUGUGCUGCGACUACAACCGCGACGGCGAUAGCUGGAGGAGUCCGUGGAGCAACGAGUUCGAGCCGCCGAUUGAGGAUGGCGUGACCCCAAGCGAGAGGAUCAGGAAGAUGGAGGUCAAGGCGAACGAGGCGUUUGACGUGUAUCGUGAGCUGUACUUCGAGGGCGGCAUAUCGAGUGUCUACCUCUGGGACAUGGACGAUGGCUUUGCAGGCUGUGUGCUGUUGAAGAAGGCGGUCAACCCCACACAACGCAGCUCCGGCAGCUGGGACAGCAUUCACGUCUUCGACGCGCAGGACCGCGCCCGUACCGCCCACUACAAGCUGACCUCUACUGUCAUUCUCUCCCUCGGCACUGACUCCGAAGCGCUCGGUGGUCUGGACCUGUCUGGUAACAUGGUUCGCCAGGUCGAGGCUGACAUGGCUGUCGAGGACGACACUUCACACGUUGCGAACAUCGGCAAGAUGGUUGAGGACAUGGAGCUGAAGAUGCGCAACUUGCUGCAAGAGGUCUAUUUCGGCAAGGCCAAGGAUGUUGUUGGUGACCUGAGGAGCAUCCCGCCGCUCAGCCAGACGAACAAGGAUAGGGCGACACAGAGGGAGAUGAUCAGCAGCAUGGGGAAAUAG